GUCAUGGAGUGUGGGCUCACCGCCUUUAUUCAGUGAGGAGCUGCAGGACGUCCCGUCGUGAAAUGGUCUCGCUGUUCCUGGAAGAUCUUUGGUCUGAAGAACGGAGCAUCAUUACAGGCAGCUGCAGUGGAUGCAGUUUGUUUUUCUCAAAGAGAAAUGAGGUCUCCUCUGAGGUCAGAAUGUCCUCAGCGCCUCAGGACAGAGGUGUGUCCUUCACCCUGGAUGUUCAAACCUCUCCAUGUUCUAGCAGCAGAAUCCCCACACCAACCCCCCAUGUCCUGCAUCUAUGAUCUUUAUGUGAUUUUCCACCCAAAGGUCGUAGGGUGACAUCCAUGGACCAGACUGGGACAAAGACCUAGAACUCCCCAUCAAGAACCGAAACACCCAUCCAGACCUGUAACACCCAUCCAGACCCGAAACACCCAUCCAGACCCGAAACACGCAUCCACAUCUGGAACUCCCCAUCCAGACCCGGAACUCCCCAUCCAGACCCGGAACUCCCCAUCCAGACCUGUAACACCCAUCCAGACCCGUAACACGCAUCCAGACCUAAAACACCCAUCCAGACCUAAAACACCCAUCCAGACCUGAAACACCCAUCCAGACCCGAAACACGCAUCCAGACCUGGAACUCCCCAUCCAGACCCGGAACACCCCAUCCAGACCCAGAACACCCCGGUUAGACCCAGAACACCCUCCAGACCCAGAGCUCCCCAUUUAGACCUGGAACACUCUGUCCAGACCCGGAACACCCAUCCAGACCCGGAACACCCAUCCAGACCCAAAACACCCCAACUCCCGAACCAUCCCCCUUCUAACAUCAUGGCAAAAUUCCAGACCCCCCUUGUCAGUUUUCCCGCGGGGGGGGCAGACUUGAUCUGAUUUGGACUUUUGGUUUGGGAGGCUUCAAGCUUGAGUUUUUGGUCAGACUAAAGUCGUCAUUGAGGAAGAACCAGAACUUCUUGGGGGUUCUGUUGGUGUAAGCCCCGCCCCUGAUGAUGAAAACCUGCAGCAGCGUUCCAGUUUCAGGAAUCUUUAGUCUUCAGACAGGACCUCUGCUCGUGUUUCAGGGGAUUCCUCUGAGGGUUGCGUCUGCGUCUGCAGGUUAAUAAGCUGCGAUCCAGCCUCUGUUUGCAGAGGGUCCUCUCAUCAGCCUCUGAGGGAUCUUCUCUUCUGAGCUCCUGAGCGGACAUGAAGCAGAACAUGAACCACACCAGAGUGUCUUACUUGGUUCUGGCAGCGUACUUUGACACCGGACCUCUGCGGUUCCUGUUCUUCCUGCUGGUUCUGGUCCUGCUGCUGCUGAUCGUGUUCUGUAACCUCCUCCUCAUCGUGGUGAUCUGCGUGAGCCGCAGCCUGCAUGAGCCCAUGUUCCUGUUCCUCUGCAGCCUGUUUGUCAACGAGCUGCUGGGGAGCUCCGGCCUGUUCCCCUUCCUGCUGCUGCAGAUCCUGGCGGACGUCCACCGGGUCUCCGCCCCCCUGUGCUUCCUGCAGGUCUUCGUGGUGUACUCGUACGCCGGCGUGGAGCUCAGUAACUUGGCCGUCAUGGCGUUCGACCGCUACCUGGCCAUCUGCUGUCCGCUGCAGUACCGAACCCUGAUGACGUCCAACAGGACCGGCGCCCUCCUUGUUCUGGUGUGGUUCUAUCCGCUCCUUGCAGUGAUGGUUCUGGUGUCGGUGACCUCCAGCUUGCAGCGAUGCGGGAACGUCAUCCACGGCGUCUUCUGCGAUAACUACUCCAUGGUGAAGCUGGCGUGCUCCGACACCACCUUCAUCAACGUGUACGGCCUCGCCAUCCUCUGCCUGCUGGUGGUUUUUCCCGCCCUGCUGAUCCUGUACAGCUACGCCCGGAUCCUCCGGGUCUGCCUGAGCGGGUCCAAACAGACCCGGCACAAGGCCGUCAGCACCUGCACGCCCCACCUGGCCUCGCUGCUCAACUUCUCCUUCGGCUGCGUCUUCGAGAUCGUCCAGAGCCGCUUCGACAUGAGCGGCGUUCCCGGCGUGCUGCGCGUCCUCCUGUCCCUGUACUACCUGACCUGCCAGCCGCUCUUCAACCCGGUUCUGUACGGACUCAAGCUGACCCGCAUCCGCAGUCUGUGUGCCCGGCUGCUCUGUGGAGACAGCUGAUCUCCUUCCUCCUGCUGUGAUGUGGCAGUAAAACCUUCUCUGCAGCUUCAGUUUCAGCUGGAGUUGAAGCAGCUUCAGUUUGUCAGAAGACUUCUGUUUGGUCCGACUAAAUCUGAUGCAUUCCUCUGAAAAUGUUCUGGUCCUCCUCAGGUUCUGCUGUAAUAAAAACAAAGAUAUUAAAGGUCAGAGUUCAGAGAGAAGUCUUUCUUUCUAGGUCUCUCUGGUUUGUCUGUUGUGAUGUUGUUGGACUCAGUGAAGGGAACCGGGCCGGGUCAGCUUGCAGUGAAGGUCCAGAACAAAGUUCGGUCGACUCGUCCAGCUGCAGUUCAUAAACAGACCCUUUUCACGUGACGUCACACAUCGCCGGUCAAGUGCAGAGUCGAUCCGAUGUGUGUGGUUUAUGGUAGAGCUGAACGCUGCUUACAGCUGUUGUACAUGAACCAGAACCAGAAUCAGAACCAGAAUCAGAAUCAGCUUUAUUGGCCAAGUACAGGACAUAUACAAGGAAUCUGGUUCUAGUGACCUGUGCUCCUAUGCAAAAAGAUAAAAAAUAA
This is a messenger RNA of Oryzias melastigma (Indian medaka), 2681 nucleotides long. Its product is annotated as olfactory receptor 11A1-like. Gene Ontology annotation, molecular function: G protein-coupled receptor activity; olfactory receptor activity. The record is from RefSeq and is a predicted model, not a curated record. The transcript has a single exon. Bases 1192 to 2127 code for a protein of 311 amino acids. NCBI's taxonomy places the organism in Eukaryota, Metazoa, Chordata, Actinopteri, Beloniformes, Adrianichthyidae. Gene Ontology annotation, biological process: G protein-coupled receptor signaling pathway. Gene Ontology annotation, cellular component: membrane.